AUGGCUCCGAAAGCAAAACCCGCAGAGAGGAAGCAGCAGUCAUUGACGUCUUUCUUCACUCCAAAGGCGGUCAAUGGACCGGCCGUUUCCUCCAAGCGCCGGCAGACCGAAGCUCGACCAGCAGACGCCGCCGUGAAGGACGACGACAAGGCGCAGUCUCCCUCGUGUUCGCCUCCUCGCAAGCGACCGCUCGAAGAAAACACGGACAACGGAAACGAAGGGCCCGAAAGGUCGUCGAAACGUCCCAGAGGCGACGAGAAUAACAAUCCCAACGGAGAAGAAAGCACAUUGACGGUCAAGGGCAAACCGACGAAUGCAUCGGGUGCAGUGUCCCGGGCUCGCCGCUAUCUCUACGACGCAUCAGAUACCAAGCCUGCGACCCAGUCGACGCAAGACGACGACGACGACGACGACGACGACGACAGAAGACACAUGAACCAACAGCUGCACAAACGAUUUGUAAAGAAACUGGGUCAUCCCGAUGCCCUGGUUUGGAGGUCAAGGAUAGCUCGAGACCAUGGAGCCGCAGGAGACGAAGAAGGUGAUGCAGACUUGGAUGCCGACGAGGACGAAUUGCCGACACCUGCAAAGACCAAGAAGAAGGGUGCCAAGAGCGGCAGACUUACCCCCAUGGAGCUUCAGUUUUUGGACAUCAAGAGAAAGCACCUGGAUACCAUCCUCAUAGUCGAAGUCGGCUACAAGUUCCGCUUCUUCGGGGAGGACGCCAGAAUCGCGGCAAAGGAGCUCGGCAUCGUCUGCAUACCUGGGAAGAUGCGAUAUGACGAGCAUCCUUCCGAGGCACACCUUGAUCGGUUUGCCUCAGCAAGCAUUCCUGUCCACAGACUCUCUGUUCAUGCGAAGCGGCUCGUAGCAGCAGGACACAAGGUCGGCGUGGUUCGACAAAUAGAGACAGCUGCCCUGAAAAAGGCAGGCGACAACCGCAACGCCCCGUUCGUCCGAAAGCUCACCAAUGUCUACACGAAAGGGACGUACGUCGAUGAAGUCGGCGAGCUGGAUCAACAAGCUGAAGGAGCGCCUGCAGGCGGCUACUUGCUGUGUAUAACAGAGACAAUAUCCAAAGGAACCGGGACUGAUGAAAAAGUAGACGUCGGCAUACUGGCAGUUCAACCCGCAACUGGCGACAUCGUCUACGACACUUUCCAAGAUGGAUUCAUGAGAAGCGAGAUCGAAACGAGACUGCUGCAUAUAUCGCCAUGCGAGUUUCUCAUAGUGGGUGAUCUUACAAAGGGAACCGACAAGUUGGUCCAGCACCUGUCAGGAAGCAGUACCAAUGUCUUUGGUGACCGAAGCCGAGUAGAGCGGGUGCCUCGACCCCGGACAAUGGCAGCAGAAGCCUACUCUCACGUCACGCAGUUCUAUGCCGACAAGCUCAAGGACGCAUCGCAAAGCGAGACGGCCAGUGCGUUGCUCGACAGAGUGCUCAAGCUUCCGGAGCCCGUCACAAUUUGCCUGUCAGCCAUGAUCAACCACCUCGAGGAGUACGGGCUCCAACACGUCUUCGAUCUGACAAAGUACUUCCAGAGCUUCACCACCCAGUCGCACAUGCUCCUCAGCGGCACCACCCUCGAGAGCCUCGAAGUCUACCGCAACUCCACAGACCACGCAGAACGGGGCAGCCUCUUCUGGGCUCUGGACAAGACACUCACCCGCUUCGGUCAGCGUCUUCUCCGGAAAUGGGUCGGCCGGCCCCUGCUAGACCAAGACCGUCUCCAAGAAAGACUCGCUGCCGUCGAGGAACUUGUCGACAAGCAGUCCACGGCGCCGGUCGACGACCUCGAGAAACUCCUGGCCACCACAAAGACGGACCUCGAGCGCAGUCUCAUUCGCAUCUACUACGGCAAAUGCACCCGUCCCGAGCUCCUCUCAGUCCUCCAAACCCUCCAAAAGAUUGCCACGCACUACUCCUCCGUCCAGUUCCCCUCCGACAACCCCUUUUCAGCUGCCCUCCUCGCCACGUCCAUCAAUGCACUGCCCCGCAUCCUCAACACGGUCGUGUCAUACCUCGAGAGAAUAAACCUGGAAGCCGCACGAAAGGACGACAAGUAUGCCUUCUUCCGAGAGGAGUACCAGACAGAGGACGUCCAAGACCAGCAAAUGUGCAUUGCACACGUAGAGCAUGAGCUAGACGACCACCUCAAAGUGGCCGCCGCGAAGCUGAAGAAGAAAAAGGCCGACUACGUGACCGUGGCAGGCAUAGAGUUCCUCAUCGAGGUCCCCAACAGCGACAUCCGAAACGUUCCCGCUUCGUGGAGCAAAAUCUCGGGCACCAAGAAAGUAUCCCGCUUCCACACCCCCGAAGUGGUGCGCAUGAUUGGCGAGCGAGACCAACACCGCGAAGCUCUCGCCGCCGCCUGCGACAAGGCAUUCAAGGAUCUGCUCGCCGCGAUAUCGUCCGACUACCAGCCGCUUCGCGAUGCCGUCUCAUCACUCGCCUCACUCGACUGCCUCCUCUCCCUGUCCAAGGUCGCCGCCCAGCCAGGCUACAGCAGACCGACCUUCUUGCCGCCCUCGUCCGAACCCACGGUCGCCAUCACGCAGGGCCGGCACCCCAUUGCAGAACACACCAUCGAAACAGGCUACAUCCCGUUCAGCACAACUCUCGCCCACCCCUCGCCCCUGGCACACCUCAUCACGGGCCCCAACAUGGGCGGAAAGUCGUCCUACGUCCGCGCCCUCGCCCUCAUCGUGCUCCUGGCACAGAUCGGGUCCUUCGUCCCCGCCGACGCCAUCUCCCUCACGCUCUGUGAUGCGAUUCACACCCGCACCGGCGCCAGGGACAACCUCUUUGCCGGGGAAUCUACAUUCAUGGUGGAGGUAUCCGAGACUGCAAGGAUACUCCGCUCCGCCACACCACGUAGCCUAGUUAUCCUCGACGAGCUUGGCCGCGGCACCAGCACACACGAUGGUGCUGCCAUUGCCCAGGCAGUCUUGGAGCAUGUAGCCACUGAGACACGCUGCCUCACGCUGUUCAUCACCCACUACCAGAACCUUGCUAGAGUCGUCGACGGCCUCCCCGGGGUCAGGAACCUUCAUAUGAAGUUCAAGGCUGACAAGGGGCCAGAUGGCGACGAGGAGAUUACCUUUCUCUAUGAAGUGGGCGAAGGAGUUGCACAUCGAUCGUAUGGGCUGAAUGUAGCGCGUCUUGCCCGGAUUCCCAAAAAGGUCAUCGAUGUGGCGGCCAAUAAAUCUGGCAAGAUGGAAUUGGAUAUGACGGUACGGCGUCUCAAAGGGGCCAGUCGAACGCUGGGUCAAGUAAUGACUCAUGGACCAGAGCAGCUGGAGCAUUUGAUUGCGAGUAUUGAGCAAUUAUGA
Molecule: messenger RNA, 3333 nt
Organism: Metarhizium album ARSEF 1941
Lineage: Eukaryota; Fungi; Ascomycota; Sordariomycetes; Hypocreales; Clavicipitaceae
Product: DNA mismatch repair protein msh3
Exons: 2
Coding region: 1-3333 (1110 amino acids)
Biological process (GO): mismatch repair; mitotic recombination
Cellular component (GO): nucleus
Molecular function (GO): mismatched DNA binding; ATP-dependent DNA damage sensor activity; ATP binding
Source: RefSeq, a predicted model, not a curated record